Messenger RNA from Pyrgilauda ruficollis (rufous-necked snowfinch), 2576 nucleotides. It is a transcript of the gene PAQR5, whose product is annotated as progestin and adipoQ receptor family member 5. Gene Ontology annotation, cellular component: membrane. The record is from RefSeq and is a predicted model, not a curated record. NCBI's taxonomy places the organism in Eukaryota, Metazoa, Chordata, Aves, Passeriformes, Passeridae. The transcript is spliced from 10 exons. Bases 412 to 1377 code for a protein of 321 amino acids. Gene Ontology annotation, molecular function: signaling receptor activity.
UUCAUUCUCUCCCAGAACCUGGGAAUUGCCGGCUCUGGGAUCAUCCCUGGGGGCGCUUCCUGGCGGGAUCGUGCCUCUGGAAAAGCCGCGCCCGCCCGGCCGGGAAUUCCAUGUGGGCAGUGUUUGUUCCCAGCUGAGUAAUCCCGGGAUUUGGAGGCAGCGCUGGAAAACGCCGCAUCCAGCGGCGGCUCCGAGCAGCGCCCCGUUCCCGGUGUUCCAGGGCUUUUCCUGGAGCUGCCUCACACCGGAGCUGGCAGAGAGCGGAGGUGGAGCUGCCAGCGCCAGGAUCGGGCCGUCCUGAUCCCGGUAUCCUGUGGGAGCAGUGCCAUUCCUGCGGGAUGUGGCCUUGAGGGCUUUGGGGUGCCGUCCUGUGGAAGCUGAGCUGGGAAAUCCCGGGAUCCAGAGCCGGCCAUGCCGAGCCCCACGGCCCGGCUGCUCCGCGCCCACCAGGUGCCCGAGAGUUACCGGGAGCCGGGAAUUCUCUCCGGGUACCGCCCGCCCCGGAGCUCGGCCUGCGAGUGCCUGCUCAGCCUCUUUGGGAUGAACAACGAGACCCUCAACAUCUGGACACACCUGGUGCCCGCCGGGUAUUUCCUGUGGCUGCUGCUGGCGCGGCUCCGGGACUGGGGCUCGGAGGCCGGGGCGGGGCCGUUCCUGGCCUACCUGGGCACGUGCGCGCUGUACCCGCUGGCCUCGAGCGCUGCCCACGCCCUGGGCGCGCUGGGCGGGCGCGGCCGGCACCGCGCCUACUGCUGCGACUACGCCGCGCUCAGCCUCUACGGCCUGGGCUCGGCGCUGGCGUAUUCCGCCUACGUCUUCCCACUGGAAUGGGUCGGGAGCACAUUCCAUGAUUUCUACGUUCCCGUGGCCGUGCUCAACUCCGUGCUCAGCACUGGGCUGUCCUGCUAUUCCAGGUUUCUGGAGGCGGAGCGGCCCCGCCUGAGCAAAGCCUUCCGAACUUUGGCCUUUGUGUAUCCCUACAUUUUCGACAGCAUCCCAGUUUUUUACAGGCUGUCCCGGAGCGCGGCCGGGAGCUGCUCCGAAGGCUCGCUCCCGCUGCAUUCCCGGCACAGCCUCUGCGCCCUCCUGACCUUCCUGAGCUUCACCUCCCACCUGCCCGAGCGCCUGGCGCCGGGGAGCUUCGACUUCAUCGGGCACAGCCACCAGGUUUUCCACAUCUGCGGGAUCCUGGGAACGCUCUUCCAGCUGGAAGCCAUCUCCAUGGACAUGGCGGAGCGGCGGGGCCGCCUCCCGCUUCCCUCUUCCCUGGAAACCUUCGGAUCCCUGGGAAUGGGAGCGGCCGCCAGCCUGGCCAUCCUCGGGGUCUGCUUCCGCAGCCUCCGCCCGGAGCCUCCUUCCCGGGAAAAAUCCCACUAGAAUCAGGGAUUGCCUCGGGUUUCCGGCAGCAGUCCCAUUCCAGAGGUGUCCAUGGGGGAAUUGAAUCACCUGGAAAUAUUUCUUUGGGAAUUUCCCAAGGGAAAACUACACCGGUUUUAUACGUGGAUGGGCUGGGAAACGCUUCCCAUCCCGUUGUUAUCCACAGGGAAAGCGUCGAAUAAUCAGGAUUUGAUCCCUGAAAAGGGAGGGAAGCACUCCUGCUUCCCAAAGAAUCUGGGAUCCCUCAGGUCUGCCUUGGGGAGAAAUCCAGGGAAUGUUGGCAUUGCCAGCUGGGAGAUUCCCGGUGAAGCCAAGCACUCCCUGAUUCUCAUUUUCCCCUUGGAUGGAUGUGGCAUUCCUUUGGAAUUCCGAGCCUUGCACUCAGCCCAAGUGCCUGGAGAGGUGGGAUGGAGGGACUGGAGUUUCCCUCCCGGUUUCAUUCCCACUGGUUUUACUCUUUAUCUGGGAAAAGGGAUUCCAGGAGAGCUCCAACGGGAUGUUCCCGCAGGAAAGCUCUUCCAGGGUCUCAUUCCGGGAAAUCCGGAGGAGUUCAAUGCUGUGGGAAUUCCCAAUUUCCACAGGGAGGGAUGGAAUUAAGGAAUUCCAUCCUGGAUCCUGGGAUUGGGGGUGGGAGAUGGGAGAGCUCCACACCCCAGCUUUGUGGGAUUUGGGAUCCUUUAGGAAAAGGUUUUGAAUGUUUUGGGAUUGGGAUUUGUGAGGAGAUGCCAGGAGAAAAGCAGGAUUUGGGACAGCUCAAGGGUUAAAAGCACCCUGGAAUUGUAAAGAAUUCCCAGGAUUUUCCCUCUGCCAUUCCCUGUUUUCCUUCCCUGCUGCUCCUGGAUUUUGCAGGAAGAGCCCAGAGCUCCAGGCUUUUCCAGGAUCCAGGAUUUCCCUGUGGGAACACAGCACACACUUUAUUCUUUGGGAAUAUUUUCCUGGAUAAUCCCACGGCUCUUCCAUUAAUUUCCUUUAAUUGCCUUUGCCGAGGUCUGACUGCUGCACUUUGGGAGCUGCUGGAAUUUGGGAUAUCACAAUAAAAUCUGGGAUGAACGGGUUAAAUACGGGAUAAAUCAAUCCUUGGGAAUGCUGAGCGGGAUUUUCAGGAUAUUUAUAAGCACUGGAAUUGUUUUUCUCCAACGGUUUUAUUAAAUUAAUAUAAAUCACUGAUUUUAUUCUGCUUAAUAAUAAAAAUAUUCCUG